UGUUCACUAGUUCAUUCAGUCUCUGUGAAUUCGUACUUGCAAGAGCCAGGAAAAAGUUCUAGUUGACUUUUUUCUUUCCCAACUCCAGAGGGAAGAUUUUUGCAUUCUGGUGGCUUUGACCUCAAAGCUGAAGAGAAACAAAUUGAAAAUGGAGAAAAUGGAGACUUGUGUUCUAAUGUUCCGUGAAUGAGUGCAUUCUUUCUCAAUGAAGCGGUGCUAGAGGAAAGUGAUCCAAGACCACAAACUCGUGAAGAUAUCUGCAUAAUUCUGCCAGAGGUGCAUUGGGCCCGGAACCAUGAACUAUUAUCAGAUUGCGCCUGAUAUCAGGGAUUUCUCUCCUUCGCCUCCCAAUUCUUUCAUCGAUGAUUCAAGUCACGUUCCGAAUCAUACAUUCGAGAAGGACGAAGGCAACACCUCCUUCACUAACGGCCUCUCUGACGAGGGCCACAAAGGCAAUGACGAGGAUGAGGACGAGGACGAUGAUCCCAACUGGUUUCUUUCCACAAGGAGUCGUCCCACUCAGCGGGUUGAACGCCUUGCCCCUCACGACCUUGAGGAUGGAGGUCAACAUGUGCCAAAGAUUGAAAAGAACCCUUCUGAAAAUGAAUCAAACGAGAAUGGAUCCGUUGUCCUGCGAAGGAAGAAGACCCACCGAUGGGCAGCAGCCGAUGCUCCUAAUGGAGAGACCGAGGAGAGUUGCUCCUCGGAAAAUCACCGCCAGAAUCGAUUGAGUCGUCUCUUUCAAGAUGGGAUCUCGGUGUUGUACGGGUCAAGCAAUAGCAGUAAAGAAGGAAUCAGGGCCACCCUUCCGAAUGCCAAUCCCAAUCAUGAAAGGUCGGAACUACCGGACAGGGACCUCGACUUGAGGAAAAAGUUGGAUACAUCCGCCGAGGCUAUGGGGGAAUGGCGAGAAAAUGGAACAAAUGUGAUUUUGUCUGAAACCCCUAACGAGUCUGGCUGCUCGUGGCCUCCUUCUCCUUCCCGUUCCCCUCUUGGUUUGUUGGUCUUGCCCUCACCCAGUUCCACAUAUAUCGAUGAUCCGAUAGCCACAAGGAUCUGCGAGCUGUUUGAUGAGCUUCAACCCUUGGAACUCGAGGAGGAGCCUUAUCAAGAGUCUCAGAAUGUCCAACUGCAGAGGAAGUUUUUGUCGCAUCGACGCCAACGCGAGCCCGGCUUCUUUAAGCGUCGGAAGCAGACCGUCUCGGGGUACUUUAGUGAUUGGGCCAAGUGGCUGACCAACACAGAGGCCAAUGAGGGUCUCACCUUGGAUGCCACCACUCCCUCCACCCUCCAGGCUCAUGACAACAAAGCUGCUCCCACUGUUUGGUCCAUGAAUCAAAGUAAUGGCAAUAUCCAGCUUGACUCCAACACGACCACUCACGGCCCACCAAAAUUGGGCGAAAAUGGACUGAUUGAAACGGAUGCCAAGUCCUUGAACUCUCUUCAAAGUGGCCAUUCCAGACGGAACUCGGAUGCUUCUCAGAUAUCGGUGACUUCGGGAAGUAGCUUUCCUGAGCGUGAAGAGAGUACAGAAGAGGACCUUUGGACGCUCUGGGGAAAAAUCAUCAAUGAAUGGGAUUCCGCUGCCAAGCGAAAGUUGCCUCAUGUGAAGGAACUCGUCCGACGUGGGAUUCCCCACCAUUUCCGAGGUGUGGCCUGGCCGUUAUUGUGCGGAGCUCACGAGUCCGCCGACAAACCCAGGUACGCUGAGUACAUGAAGACACAGUCCGCUCAUGAGAAAGUCAUCCGUCGCGAUAUCGCCCGAACAUAUCCGGAACACGAGUUCUUUAAGAAGAAAGACGGGGUCGGUCAAGAGGCUUUGUUUAACGUCAUGAAGGCCUAUUCAAUACAUGACCGAGAGGUCGGCUAUUGCCAGGGCUCUGCAUUCAUCGUUGGACUUCUGCUUAUGCAGAUGCCGGAGGAAGAGGCUUUUUGUGUGCUGGUCAAACUGAUGCAAGAAUACCGAAUGCGGGAGAUGUUCAAGCCGUCCAUGGCCGAGUUGGGACUUUGCAUGUACCAAUUGGAAGUUUUGGUGCAAGAACACAUUCCAGAUCUGUACGCCCAUUUUCAAUCCCAGUCAAUUCACACCAAUCUCUACGCCAGCUCUUGGUUCUUGACCAUUUUCUCUACAUCAGUACCUAUCGCAUUGGCCUGCAGAAUAAUGGAUUGCUUUCUGGCCGAUGGAAUCGAAGUGAUAUUCCGAUUAGCUUUGGCCCUGCUUCUUAUUGGACGAAGUGAGCUCUUAGUCCAAGACAUGGAAGGAGUUAUCAGGUAUUUUCAACGUGAUAUGCCAACCAAGUUUGAGACAGAUCCGGAGACUGUGUUCAACUUGGCCUUUAGCCUGAAGAUCAAUCAGAAGAAGAUGAAAAAAUUGGAGAAGGAAUACACUACCAUGAAGACCAAGGAGAAAGAAGACGAAAUCGAACUGAGGAGACUCCGGACCGAAAACAGACUUUUAAGGCAGAGAGUGGAUCUCUUGGAGCAAGAGUCCAGCAACUUGGCAGAUCGGCUUAUUCAAGGCCAAGUCACUCGCGCCGAGGUCGAAGAGAGCACUUUUGCCAUCAAGCGAGAGCUAGCUGCGGUUAAACAACAUGAUUUGGAUACCAAUAGCCAAUUGGAUGAAGCUAAAGACCGAAUCAGGAAGCUCUCCGCCAUCAUCGAGGAUCCAGAGAAGCUCAGCUCGAAAGAAGACAUCUCCUUGAAGUCGGAGGUCAUCAAACAAAAAGAAGAGAUGAUCCAUUGCCUCCAAGACGAACUCAUUAAAGAGAGAUUGCGAGAGGCCGAGAACGAGGAAAAAAUCAGAGACCUUCACCAAAAGGUCGCAGAUUUGGAGGCAGACAUGAAGAAGAUGCGGGACGCCGUACCCGAGAACGACGUGGCUAGUCUACAAGAGGAGCUUGCCGCAGCCAAGUUGAGGGAGGCCGAGGCCAAUUUAGCCCUGAAGGAGCUCCGUUGUAAAGUGUCUGAACUGAGUGCCAUGUGGCAGAAACACAUCAAACGCGCCGAUGGUGAAGCAAAUGGCGACUCUCUCGGUGUCAUGGCCGCCCCGAGUACCCCUAAGAAGCUGCUUGGCUCUUUGCUUGAAGGAGGUAAGGCUGCCGAGGCCGCCAAACUGGAGGAGGAGCUCUUGACCUCUAGAAUGAGCGAGGUCGAGGGACAGGCUGACCUCAAAGAGCAGAAACUCAAAGUGAUGGAACUCGAGACACAGAACCAUGUGAUCGCCAAUCAGCUGAAACGUCAGAGCGAUGAAGUAUCGAGGUUACGAGAGGCCAUGGAAAAGAAGGCCGAAAUCGAAGGCACCCUUCAACAACAAGUUAAGGAGGCCAAGAGGAAGUACGCAGAUCUUGAGGGUCGGAUGAAGGAGGACCUUAUGAUGGCGAGGAUCAGGGAUGCCGAAAACACUCAAUGCGUGGCAGAACUGACACAAAAGAUCUCUUCGUUGGAAUACAAAAAUCAAGAGAUGCUAACAGAGGGUGACUUGGCCACGUCCAUGGACCAAUCAUAUAAGAUGCGCGAGCUUCAAGACAAAAUUGCUAGUCUACGGGCACAGGUGACCCGGUUGUCCUUGUUUAACUCAAAGCUGUCACAGUCCUUGAGUUUGCACAAUUUGGCUUCGUCAUUCAGCUCGGAAGGAUCUUCUCCCAGCCAUACUCCUACCAGGGAAAGCCCAUCGCCAGCCACCUCACAGAGUUCCUUGAAGAUCAAUCUCUCAACUUCAUUGCAAGCCCUGAAUUGAUCCGGAAAAAUACCGGAGGUUCCCAACGCAACCUCCCACAAGAAAAAAUAAUAAUAAUGAUAUGAAUAAUACCAUAAAAACAAUAAUUACGCAUAGAACAAUUCGAUUUUUGUGAUACAAGUGAAUGAAUGUGCGGAAGGAUUUCAACAUACAUAAAUGUAAUUGUGAUAUGGUUUCACUUUCCCUUAUCAGCCUGCCGUUUCUCUUUGGUAGAACGGCCUGGCCAUUCCGUAAAAUCAUUCGCUUCAAUUGGCUCAAGAAUGAGAUUGAAGUUAUAAAAGGUUUUGAGUUUUCGGACAAUGAAACUCAUUGUCCACUACAAAAAGAAUAUUUUUGUUAUUGAUUUUGCCCCAGUAUUAGUGUAAUUAUAUACCGAUAUUGCAAUAAUAACUUUACCAAGACUACCAAUAUCCCGUCACCAAAAGGAGUCCAAGUGAAGUUGUACGUUUUGCAAACGAAAGAAAAUGUGAUAUGCCCACCCCAUCUUGUGACAUAGUGUCGAUAGAAGAAUGUGGUAGAAGUACCCAAGAGUUAAGAUUACCAAGCAAGAUGUUCUUAACGAACAUUCAAUCGAAAAAAUAACUUUCUAUGUUCACUAUGUACUCAUUGCUUUCCAUGUGAAUCAAAGUGUUUAUU
Messenger RNA from Tigriopus californicus, 4372 nucleotides. RefSeq names its product ecotropic viral integration site 5 ortholog-like (gene Evi5). The record is from RefSeq and is a predicted model, not a curated record. The coding region runs from base 296 to 3736 and encodes 1146 amino acids. The transcript has 11 exons. Lineage: Eukaryota; Metazoa; Arthropoda; Copepoda; Harpacticoida; Harpacticidae.